This is a messenger RNA of Rangifer tarandus platyrhynchus (Svalbard reindeer), 1881 nucleotides long. The record is from the annotation of a GenBank genome assembly. Lineage: Eukaryota; Metazoa; Chordata; Mammalia; Artiodactyla; Cervidae.
AUGGCCGCGCGCCCUGCCGCCCCCCUGGCCUGGGCGCUGCUGCUCCUCUCCUGGACUCUGCUGCGCGGCGGCUGCCGGGCGCGCUUUGCCGCCGAGGCGGACUCCGAGGACGACGAAGAGGAGGCGGUGGUUUUCCCCGAGUCGCCCCUGCAGAGACCGACGGUGCUGGUGGUCGUCCUCGCGCGCAACGCUGCGCACACGCUGCCUCACUUCCUCGGCUGCCUGGAGCGCCUGGACUACCCCAAGAGCAGGAUGGCCAUCUGGGCGGCCACUGACCACAAUGUGGAUAAUACAACAGAAAUACUCAGGGAGUGGUUGAAAAAUGUGCAGAAAGCCUAUCACUAUGUGGAGUGGAGGCCUAUGGAUGAACCUGAGUCUUACCCUGAUGAAAUUGGACCAAAGCACUGGCCUGCCUCCCGUUUUGCCCACGUGAUGAAACUACGACAGGCAGCCCUUCGAACUGCGAGGGAAAAAUGGUCAGACUACAUUCUGUUUAUAGAUGUUGACAACUUCCUGACUAAUCCGCAGACCCUCAAUCUACUGAUCGCAGAAAACAGAACCGUUGUGGCGCCCAUGCUGGAGUCCCGGGGUUUGUACUCUAAUUUCUGGUGCGGAAUCACACCUCAGGGCUUCUAUAAACGGACCCCAGACUAUCUUCAGAUUAGAGAAUGGAAGAGGUUGGGCUGCUUUCCGGUCCCCAUGGUCCACUCCACAUUCCUAAUUGACCUCAGGAAGGAAGCCUCUGACAAGCUGGUGUUCUAUCCCCCACACCAGGACUACACCUGGACCUUUGAUGACAUCAUCGUCUUUGCCUUCUCCAGCAGGCAAGCAGGCAUCCAGAUGUACCUCUGCAACAGAGAGCACUACGGCUACCUGCCCAUCCCCCUGAAGCCCCAUCAGACCCUGGAGGAGGACAUCGAGAACCUCAUCCACGUGCAGAUAGAAGCAAUGAUUGACGGUCCUCCAAUGGAACCUUCCCAGUUUGUCUCAGUUGUCCCUAAAUAUCCAGACAAGAUGGGAUUUGAUGAGAUUUUCAUGAUAAACCUCAAGCGCAGAAAGGACAGGCGAGACCGGAUGUUACGCACCCUGUAUGAACAGGAGAUUGAGGUCAAGAUUGUGGAGGCUGUGGAUGGAAAGGCACUCAACACAAGCCAGCUGAAGGCCCUGAAUAUUGAAAUGCUGCCUGGAUAUCGAGAUCCCUACUCCUCCAGGCCUCUAACCAGGGGUGAAAUUGGCUGCUUCCUUAGCCAUUACUCUGUCUGGAAAGAGGUAAUUGACCGGGAGCUGGAGAAGACUCUUGUUAUUGAGGACGACGUGCGUUUUGAACAUCAGUUUAAAAAGAAGCUGAUGAAGCUGAUGGAUGACAUUGAUCGAGUUCAGCUGGACUGGGAACUGAUUUAUAUUGGUAGGAAGAGGAUGCAAGUAAAAGAACCAGAGAAAGCUGUGCCCAAUGUGGUUAAUCUGGUUGAAGCUGACUAUUCCUACUGGACUCUCGGCUACGUCAUCUCUCUGGAAGGAGCACAGAAGCUGGUUGGAGCAGAUCCUUUUGGGAAGAUGCUACCAGUGGAUGAGUUUCUGCCAAUCAUGUACAACAAGCAUCCUGUCGCUGAGUACAUGGAGCAUUACGAAUCCAGGGACUUGAAAGCCUUCUCUGCAGAACCCUUGCUCAUCUACCCAACGCAUUACACAGGCCAGCCGGGGUAUCUGAGUGACACGGAGACCUCGACCAUCUGGGACAAUGAGACGGUGGCCACUGACUGGGACAGGACACAUGCCUGGAAGUCCCGGAAGCAAAGUCGCAUCCACCGCAACGCAAAGAACACAGAGGCCCUGCCACCACCAGCCUCCCUGGACACUGCACCUUCAAGAGAUGAGCUAUGA